This is a messenger RNA of Lingula anatina, 4581 nucleotides long. Its product is annotated as sperm-associated antigen 17. The record is from RefSeq and is a predicted model, not a curated record. Gene Ontology annotation, cellular component: axonemal central apparatus. NCBI's taxonomy places the organism in Eukaryota, Metazoa, Brachiopoda, Lingulata, Lingulida, Lingulidae. Gene Ontology annotation, biological process: epithelial cilium movement involved in extracellular fluid movement; axonemal central apparatus assembly.
CUUCCUGGAUACAUCUGACAACAAAAUGGCGGCCUCCACGAUUAUCUGAAAUAUAUAUUUAUCCUGGCUGAUUAACGGGGAGAAUACAUAACGAUGUCUAAAAAACGAGCUAAAAGUGGUGCAGGUUCGGCGGGUAUGGCAAGAUGGGAACAGGCAUUAAUGCAAGCACAGUUUAUUGAGGAAACAUGGAAUGCAAGUAUUAUAUUUUUAGUUGGAGACAAACUUCAUGAUUAUUCACAUCUUGAUGUUCUUGCUGGAGUUGUGCAGAGUGGGAUAAGAAGGUUAUUCAGUGUUAUAUCAAAAGAUGAACUUUUUGAAGAGGUCAGAGACCUUGGUGGAAAAGGAGGAGGAAAGAAAACGAAGGAGACUCCUGCUCACAUGGAGAUCUGUGAAAGUGUGAAAUCAUACAUAGACAAUGAUGAAGAAAUUCCACUUCCACUGUUGGCAAAACUGAUGAAGUUUAAGCUACUGUGGGUGAAAAGUAAUGACUUAAAAAGAAGGGAAACAGAAAAAAAGGGAAUAAAACCAGGCAAAGGGAAAAGGAAUGCUGCAGACAGAGAAAAAGCUGCAAAGGGUGGUGGUAAAGAGAGAAGCAAGUCACCUGCCAAAGGAAAAGGUGGAAAGAAGACCCCUGAGCCUCCCUCGGCCAAAGUAGGGAGCAAAUUGAGGAAGAGGGGAGAAGAAGACCUGGACAGCAAAUAUAUUGACGAUGAGCCUGAUGAUGGUCCCCAACACUACAUCUUUGUGUAUGGUUUUAACCACCCUCACCUGCCAGUCUUUAUGUCUGACCUGGGCCUUAACAUAGAUGCCAUUGUUAAGAUCCAAUCAGAAGACUACAGCAGAUAUGCCACACCCCCUCCGGCACCACUUCCUGAGGGGGAGGUACCACCAGAGAAAGAUGAGAAAACACUUGCUCUUGAAGAAGAAGCUCUGCAAAAGAAACUGAAAAAGCAGAAAGAGCUCAAAAAAUUCUGGAGAGAUAUUCUUCCUAUCAUGCAAAACCAACCCCACAACUCCAAGCUCCAUGAUGUAGCAAGACUUGAAUACACUGUGAAAGAAGCCAUUAUACCUGAUAACCUAGAGGAUAAUGAGAAAAAGACCAAUUUUGGUACACUCUUAUUUGAGGAUCUUGCCUGCAUGGCUUAUGACCUACUUGAUGCCAAAAGGCUUUAUCAGACAUACCUCACCAACAUGAACUUAUUACGUAUACCUGUCUAUGGUGAGGCUCCACCUGCACAGCCGCCGCCAGAGGGUGGUGCACCCCCAGCGGCCCCAACUCCUACACCCCAAGGUGGAGCUCCUGCAGCCCAGCCACCAGAGGGAGCCCCUAGUGGAGCUCCAGUUCCUCAAGAGGUGGACAUGAGGUACUACAAUGACCUGAUGAAUUCUGUCCCCCAGGAAAGUGUCAGUGUGCCACUGAUAAUGCACUGCAUGCUGGAGCAGAUCCAGGCCACGGAGACAGAGAAAGAACCCCCCAGUGAAACCCCUCUCCCCACUAGACCUGAUGGCCUGGACAACCAGCUGGCUGCUCACAUUAGUGGAAUUGCCUUUAAAUUGUCUUUGUCUAAGGAGGAACAACAGCUUUUGGCUGAUGAGUUUGAUGAGCCUGAGAAGAAACCUGAAGUCUUUAAAGGUCCCCUCCUCCUAAACCACAGUGAUCAUCUGUCUGAGCGCACACACCACCUGCACUCCAUCAAUGGGUUCAACCCCAAGGAAGCUGAGCUCGACAUGCUGCAGUAUUUACCAUUUGCCAAGCUAGCAAAUUUUGAACAGCCCUCCAAUAAAGUGGCAAAGGAAAGAGCAGCACGGCUUCAGGAGUUGAUCCAUUUUUGUGCAACUGAAGGACUGACACCUUCAGAAAUUGACCGUGCUUUCAAGCAGUUCGUGUUUGAGUGUAUGGACUUGAUAGAGACAGAGGAGACUGGGAUGGUAGGGGCUAUCCCACUGUUCCACACUGCUGUACCAUGGGACGACCCUUACCCAUUCUUUAAGGGAAUGAUUCCUAUGGGGGAGAAAGUGGAGGAAAAAAUUGAAGCUCUGAAAGAAGCUUUGUCUGAGAAUUCUCUGGAGGAUGAAAUCAACUCAGCUCGAGCCACCAGUCAACAAAAAGUAAACCAGACUAACUCAAGGCCCCAGUCUGCCUCUUCCUCUCAGGCUGGCAGUGGACAGGGGUCAAGACCAACCACCCCCGGGAUUCUGAAGAAGUCUGAUAAACCAGGAUCAGCUACUUCAGCAAGGAGUGGUAAUACAAGUAUAUAUGGUCAACUUAUAUUUUCAGCACAUUCUGUCCACUUUGAAAGAGAUGAGAGUGGGAACCCCAUCCCCUCCAGACCCAUAGCUCUAAAGGAUGAAAUAGAGGAGCAGAUAUCGAAGGAAGAACCCACAAAGACCCCAGAAGAGAGCAUGGAUGAAGUGGUGGAUGCACAGAAGAGACAGUUGGACAGCUGGUGUUUUGCAGAACACUUUGAGCCCCACGUUCUUCUCCAGGUCCUGCAGAAGGCAUCCUACAGCCUGCCCUAUGUGGACACCUAUUAUCACAAGAGGGACCACUCCCUGAUGGUGGUGCUGCACAACCCACAAAACAGGGAGAUGCAGAACCACACCACCUGGUCUGUUAAACUUCAUGCCAAUGUGGGCUUUAGAAAUUAUUUGGAGCAUGUUGCACCAGACAUAGAGGACUGGCUGAAGGAGGAAGAAGCAGCAUACCAGGCCAAUCUUCUGGCCAAUGAGGUGGAAAAGUUGAGGCUGCAAGAUGCUGUGGCAGCCACACCAUCCAGUACAAAGAAAGGAAGAGCCAAAUCACCUCGAGCUAAAUCGCCAAGGGCCAGAUCAAAGAGUCCCAAAGGAUCUCGUGGCAGCAGCACUGAGAGACCAGACUCAGCACAGAGCAAUCCAUUCAUCAGAGCAGGCUCCCUGAAGGCACAGAAGGAGGAGAUGGACAGACUGAGGCAGGAGGCAGAGGAGUUAGAGAGGCAGAAGAAUGAGAAGAGGAUCAAAUCUGCACAGAAAAAGCCUGGCAACCAGCAUGUGGAAUGGAAGCCACAACCAGAGCCCUAUGUGGCGCCCCCUCCCAGGAGUCCCAGUCCUGCCCAGGCCAGCCCUGCUAAAGGAAAGGGCAAAGAUAAAGGCAAAGGAGCACAGGACAAAGCUGCAGCAACCCCAGAGCCCACAAUCCAGGAUGAGGAACCUAAAGAUGACAUAAAGAUAGAAGAAGAGUUGGUACCUGAGCAACCAUUUCAGGAACUGUUUGUCUCCUGUCCUGAUGGUCUGACCAUUCAGUAUAUGCUGGAGAGCCAUUGUGGUGUGAUACCCGCAGAUGAAAAUGAUAGGAAAGUGAUAGUGAAGCAGAGCUACCCCUUCAAGACCAAUGGUAAACAAGACUGUGAAGCCAAGCGUAAAGUGCCAGCCAUGCAGGAAGCUUCUCGUUUGGUAACCUGUGAGGGAAACAUUAUCAGGUUUUUCCAAGAUGAUUCUCUACAGAUUUUGUAUGCAGAUGGCACUGUGAGUAACAUCACUGGGAAUUUUGUGCCACUACCUCCAAGCAGAAUGAGUUCUCCUAGUAGAAUCAACAGUGCUAAGAGCCAGGCAGACAAAGAUGAAAAAGAGAAAGAGAAAGAGAAACCAAGCUCACCUAAGAAAGGUGGCAAACAAAGAAAGAGUGCACAGCUUGCAGAAAAGCAGCCAGAUAAUCUGGCUGUCGAGGAAACAGAGCCAAAAGGUGAAUGCAUCACUACCAUGCCAUCUGGUGAGAGAAUUUCUGUGAAACCAGAUGGAAAAUCAACUCCUCUGCCAGUUGCUCUGUUUACAUAUGCCACAGACCCAGAGAGCAAACAGAUGCUGACCACCAGAGAGGACCAUGUAAUGAUAGUGCAGCACCCAGACGGCAAGAGAAUAGUCCAGCAUAGUGAUGGAACCAGGGUAACCACUUACUAUGUACAGGAAGAGAUGUACCAACACAGUGCUGACACAGGCGAGGAUGUGAAGAUGGAGACUCCACUUGUUCAGAUGUUCAAGGUGGAGUGUCCUGGCUACGCCACCCUGGACUACAACACCGCCACUGGCUGCUGGAAGACUGAGUUUGGCACUGGCUCCAUUAUCCACACCACUCCUAAUGGCUGCUAUACCAUCUCACACCAAGAUGGUGGCAACCUGGUCGUGGAUGAGGAGGGAAGUGCAGUGUACAACCCCAAGCCUAACAAUAACAUCGAGUUUGCCUCUGCCAAUCAGAAACUGGUGUAUGCAAUGCGCCACCAUGCAGAUGUCAUCUGUGAGACUGUGGACAAUGAAGGAAAUAUCUUCAGUGUGAAGCACAAUGGUGACACCAUCGUGAUGAGCCCUUCUGGCAGUGAACUGGAGGUGGAGGACAAGGAGGUGGAAAAUGCAUUCGUGGAGAAAAAAGAAAUCAUACUUUACAAACAGCAUGCACCCAGGUUUUUCAUCAUUCACGGCAAUGGCAGUGGCACUGAACUCCUCCGAUAUCAGGAUAUAGCUGAUUACAUUGCAGCUNGUUACAAUAUGAAUACACUGUUCUUAGCUUUAUGUGGCAAAACAUGUUCAAAUUUCAAAAUAUCCAUAUUUUGA